AGCUGGAAAAGCAGCUGGUGGCUCUCAUCCCCUAUGGGGACCAGAGGCUGAAGCCCAGGCACACUCCUUCCCCAGAAAGCCUGAGCCUCACCAGGCUCAGAAGUACCAGCCAGCUUCCUAUUUCUGAGGAAUUUCCUGGUUUGAGAAGCCCCAGGCAAAGCAGAUGUCACCAGAGACCACUUAGCAUCCUCCCCUGAGCAUGGAAAACCUGUUGCUCCCUGUUCUGGGACACUUCAGAAUCUCAGAGGCAACCCUGAGUUUCGUUGGAGAACCUGUGACCCUGUUUGUGAUCUGGGUCAAUUUGACAUGGAUCCCUGCGACCUCCUCCCAAGUCCUCAGCUUCACCCUGGUAGCCACUACCCUGCCCUCUCCACACCCCCACCACACCAGAACUAGAAUCUAGCCAUGCCCCUCAAAACAUGCUAACAAAGUGCUAUUCCUUUAAUGCUGAUCUCAUGUUGAAUUAGAUGGAUGGAUUGUGUUCUUUUCUGAAUAUUAAUAUUAAAAUUCAGAACCCUCAAAAUGUGGCCUUAUUUUUUCUAGUGAGAAUAGCUAGCAUUCAUUGAGCUUUUGCUAUGUGCCAGGACCUGCAAUUAUUGUUUUUUCAUGCAUUAGCCCAUAAUAUAUUCUAUGAGGUUGGUACCGUUAUCUCUGUUUUACAGACAGGGACACUGAGGCUUAGGCAGGUGAGCUGCACAAUGUUAUUGGGUCAGUGGGAACAGCUGGAAAUGGAAGCCAGACUACCUGCCUUCCAGCCCUUCCGGGCCACAUCUGGAAAGCCAAAUGUGCAGGUGUAGAGGGAGGGGCGUGCAGGAGAGAGCCUUGUGUAUGGCGAGGAGUAUGAACCGCCUCCCCAAGUUUCCUUCAGAUUUCUCUGCUCCUCCAUCGUGGGUCCUCCUUCCCCACAGGAAGUUCUUUGUGUUCCUAGCCGUGCUCAUCUGCCUGAUGACUUCCUCCUCCGUCGUCUUUUUCUUGUUUCCGAGGUCCAUCAUCGUGCAGCCUUCAGGCCUCAACUCUUCCACGGUGGCCUUUGAUGAGGCUGACAUCCACCUCAACAUAACGAAUAUCUUGAACAUCUCCAAUAGCAACUACUACCCCAUCACGGUGACCCAGCUAACCAUCGAGGUUCUGCACCUGUCCCUCGUGGUGGGGCAGGUUUCUGACAGCCUUCUCCUACACAUUGGCCCUUUGGCCAGUGAACAGAUAUUUUAUGCAGUAGCCAGCAGGAUAUGGGAUGAAAACACAUACAAAAUCUGUACCUGGCUGAAAAUCAAAGUCCACCAUGUACUUUUGCACAUCCAGGGCACCCUGACCUGUUACUACCUGAGCCAUUCGGAGCAGCUGGUCUUCCAGAGCUAUGAAUACGUGGACUGCCGGGGAAACAUGUCGGAGUCCCGCCUGCUGGUCCCUCGCCCACCAUGACCUGUCUGCUGUGCCUGCACUCCAGGCACCUACAAGCCUGGUCUGUGUCUCCCACAACUCCAUGGCGACCAAGGAAGGACCAUAGUGACUUUGCCAAAGGAAAAGCCCUGCUUUGUUGUAACCUCACCCCCACGCCUCAGCACAGGAAGCUUGCUGGAGUUAACUUCAUCCCCACACACGCUCGCAUCCCUGAUUUCCCCAGUUCCUUUCAGGAGCCAGCACCACGUCCUGCCCUUGUUCUGUCUUGAGGGAAACCUGACCUGACCUUUUCUUGAGGUGCCUUAGCGUCCCUGGAGUGGCACCUGCCCUUUCUGUACUGAGCGCCUUGGCUGCCCCGCUCCAGUGGGGCUAGCUGUCCUCCUGUCGGUGUGUUUACCCGGCAUUUAAAGCAUGGAUUCUUUUCAGAUUUUCCACUAGUGAUGAGAAAUUGACUUUAGGGACACCCAGUGCUGUCUCCAGGGCCUUUUAGGGGACCACAGAUGCUUUCUUGUGCCUGUUUGCUUUGGUCAUGUGACAAAGUAAUAGUGAUGGCCUGCUUCCCUCUGGUAACUUGUCCCCUGUCCAUCUGACAGUAGGAUUGGCCAAGACCCUUCUGCCCUUUGUCCUUCCUGGUUAACGACUAUCUCUGGUUCUAAGGAAGACAAGAGCUAAGAGCUGGUUCUAAGAGCUGUUCUCCAGCUAAAGCUUCUCUGUAAAACAGUUUUACUCUUCUCUUCAUAGUCACAGUAGUAGGGGAGAGGAGGGAGGCACCUGGCACCUCCUGGGCCUACACAGGAAGAACAGGGCCAAAGGCAGAGUAAUUUCAAAAGGCAUUUAUUAAAGAAGGGUUUCUAAGCCCACACCAAGCCCAUGCGAGUGGAUCCAGGCAGGUCAGACAGUAGGCCCAGCCUUCUAAAAGCCCACAGGAGAUGAAGCUGUCAGCGUCCAUCCAACACUGCUGGGCUCUUUUCCACCCCCAGCUCAGCACCAGUGCCUGCUCUGCCUCCCAGAGGCCUCUGUUGUUCCCUGGGCUUUGACAGUGUGGAGCAGCACAUCAGCAGGGACCCCCUCGCUUUCCUGUCACCCAGCUGAAGCUAAGCGGUAGAUAACACCUUCCUGCCGGGUUCCUAGUGGAAGUGGUUUCUGUACUUUAGUGGAACAGGAAGGGUCACUUGUUUGUUAGACGUGGCUGGGUCUUUAUCAUUCAGACAAGUGGACAUAUGAACAGAGGUGGGUAGGGAGCGCUGAAUUUGAAGCAGAAUGGGUGGAGAGGGGAAAUGGUGACAGCUUAGCUGGCUGGGGCACAAGGGGAAGGAAGGAGGUCUGUCCCCAAGCUGAGACCAAGGUGGUACUGGCAAGAGCAUGGAAGUCCAGGGAGGCCAGGCCAGAGCUGCUUUGGAAGUCACCAAAUGUAAAGGAUUUAUAUUGCAUUCAAUAAACUGUACUUAAUGGUGUUCAAAGAAAUCUCCUGGAGCUGGUGGGAAGGUAGCGAGUUGUCUCAAUUGAUUGUUCACGGUCAGUUACAGAUCGAAGUCUUUGAUCUAUUCCUUCCCCUUUUCACUACUGCACUUGAUUAGUCUUUAAAAAAAAAGCCUCUGAGAGUGGGAAGGGGGCCGGUGGAUAUUCCUUA
Messenger RNA from Microcebus murinus (gray mouse lemur), 3031 nucleotides. The record is from RefSeq and is a predicted model, not a curated record. NCBI's taxonomy places the organism in Eukaryota, Metazoa, Chordata, Mammalia, Primates, Cheirogaleidae.